Molecule: messenger RNA, 354 nt
Organism: Fusarium sp. VM40
Lineage: Eukaryota; Fungi; Ascomycota; Sordariomycetes; Hypocreales; Nectriaceae
Source: the annotation of a GenBank genome assembly
AUGGCUUCCUCAUCUGUCUCUGUCCCUCCUGGGAAGUUCGAGUUCCUCGUCGUUGUCCACGACAAGCCCAAUGCUCGCGAGAAGCGUCUUGAAGUCCGAGGUACUCACUUCAAGAACAUGACACCUCAUGUGGAGGAUGGAAGUUGGAAAAUGGGCGGUGCUAUUCUCAACAGUGUCCCUAAGGACGAUAGCCCAAGCAGCCUUGACUUCGCAGGCAGUACGCUUGUCUGCGUUGCCGAGUCUGCGGAAGAGGUACGAGAGCAACUAAACAAAGACAUAUAUGCCACCUCAGGUGUUUGGGACAUGGACAAGGUACAAAUCUACCCUUUCAAGGCUGCCUUCAGAACGAAUUGA